Ambispora leptoticha is the source of this 3441-nucleotide messenger RNA. Lineage: Eukaryota; Fungi; Glomeromycota; Glomeromycetes; Archaeosporales; Ambisporaceae. The record is from the annotation of a GenBank genome assembly.
AUGACUUCCCAACAACAAAAAGGUGGCAUAAAAUUGACGGAUUUUGUGCUUCGACCCUCUCUUGGCAAAGCGGGAAAGCCGACUCGUGUUCGCACUAACUUCUUUGAAGUAACAAACUUGCCGGAUAUUAAUGUCAUACACUACGAUGUGACUAUCACUCCCGACGUACCUCCUGCUAUAAAUAAAAGAGUGUAUAAGCAUUUUGAAGAUCAAUGGUUAGUUUCUACUAAACCAGUAUUUGACGGACGAAAAAAUUUAUUUUCUCCCAAACCUUUGUCAUUCGAUGAAGGAAAAAAGUCUGAAGGAAAAAAGUCUGAAGCAAAAGAUUCUGAUGCAACAAAUUUUGAUAUUAUUCUCCCAGAAGAUGAUGGGAUGACUUCCGCUAAACGCGCGCCCCGUAAAUUCAGUAUCAAACUUAAAAAAGUUGGCGUAAUUACCAUGGAAGAACUGCAUCGCUUCCUUCAAUCAAAAACGGCAAAGACGGAAAAUUGUCUAACAGCAAUUCAAGUUCUUGAUGUCUUGAUUAGACAUCAACCCUCUAUGAAGGCUGCCAUGGCUGAUCACAGGCCCAAGUAUGUCACUGUGGGACGUUCUUUUUACACUCCCGAAGGAUCUCAAGCAUUGUAUGGAGGGGUUGAAGUGUGGCAGGGUUAUUAUCAGUCUGUCCGUCCAACACAAAAUAAGAUGAUGAUCAAUAUUGAUCUAUCUGCCACUGCCUUUUAUGAAUCUGGCAAUCUCGUACAAAUGGUGGUCAAACUGUUGGGAAAAAGAUCAGCAGAUGAUCUUCGCCGCGGCAUACAAGAUAGAGAUCGCGUUAAAAUUGAAAAAUCCUUAAAAAACCUCAAAAUUAAAGUCACUCAUCGCGGAGAAGCAGUCGCAAAACGUCGCUUUAAAAUUACGAAACUCACUCCAAAAUCAGCAGCCGAAACUAAAUUCGAUCAAGGUGAAAAUGGUGUCACCGAUGUUGCUUCUUACUUUAACAAACAAUAUCGAAUACGCUUGAACCAUCCAUAUUUGCCGUGCGUAACGGUAAAGAAGGAUAUGCACUAUCCUAUGGAAGUAUGCGAAGUGGUUGAGGGACAACGUGUUCUCAAAAAGCUUAAUGACCGACAAACAGCUGACAUGAUCAAGUUCACAUGUCAGCCACCGCAUAUGCGAGCUAAUAAAAUAAAACAAGGAUUAGAAAUUUUGAGUUACCGAAGCAAUGAAUAUCUUAAACAAUUUGGAAUGAGUGUUUCAAGUGAAAUGGCCGUAGUUCAAGCGAGAAUUUUGCCUACGCCUACCUUAAAAUAUCAUCCUAGUUCGCGCGAUCAUACAAUAGUACCAAGAGAUGGCGCAUGGAAUUUACGUGACAAGAAACUGGCUGCUGGUGCUACGCUUACCUCUUGGUCAGUGGUCGUAUUUGCCUCUGAGAGGGAGCAAGUCGUACAAAAUUUCGUUCGUGAACUGGUCAAUACGUGCUCGGAGACCGGCAUGAACGUUACCAAUAAACAGCCGCCUAUCUCGAUCGCUGGUAAUCAGCGAGAUAUUGAGAAUACCUUAAAACAAGCAUGGCAGAAAGCCGGAAAUGCUGUCAAAGCGCAACCUCAGCUUAUUGUCUGCAUUUUACCCAACACACAAACUUCUUUAUAUGCAUCAAUUAAGCGUGUUAGUGAUACUAUUUUGGGUGUGGCAACUCAAUGUAUCCAGUCUCGACAUAUGAUGCAAGCAAAAAAGCAAUAUUGCGCAAAUGUAUGCUUAAAGAUGAACGUCAAGCUAGGUGGCUACAAUGUGCAUCUAUUACCAAAUCAAGUCCCGUUUAUAUCGGAAAAACCCACUAUAGUAAUGGGUGCCGAUGUUACUCAUCCCUCCCCUGGGAGCGUUGGGCGUCCUUCUAUUGCUGCCGUUUGCGGUUCGCUCGACCCAAAAACAACAAAAUAUUCGGCGUCAAUUAGGAUACAAGCUGGCCGUACUGAAAUUAUUGCUGAACUGGCUAACAUGGUAAAAGAACUGCUUAAGAAUUUCUAUAAAGCUUCGGGAAAAAAACCAGAACGUAUUCUGUUCUAUCGUGAUGGCGUUUCCGAAGGACAAUUUGAACAAGUAUUGGAAUUUGAAAUAAAGGCAAUAAAAGAGGCUUGCAAGAGUUUGGAUUCCAACUAUAAUCCUAGGGUCACUUUUGUAGUCGUUCAAAAAAGACAUCACGCACGCUUCUUUCCCAUUGAUAAUAAAGAUGCUGAACGUUCGGGAAAUUGUCUCCCAGGAACAGUGGUCGAAUCUGGCAUUACGCAUCCGUUCGAAUUUGAUUUCUAUUUGCAAAGUCAUUCUGGUCUACAGGGCACAUCUAGGCCAUGUCAUUACCAUGUUAUCUAUGACGAAAACUUGUUCACACCAGAUUCGUUACAAUCUUUAUCAUAUAAUUUAUGUUAUCUUUACGCAAGAUGUACGCGCUCAGUAUCUCUAGUGACGCCCGUUUACUAUGCUCAUUUGGUCUGUAGUCGUGCUCGUUUUCACUCGAGAGAUGAUACCUUUUCAGAGUUUAGCGACUCUGCUGACGAUGGUAUUGGAGCAGCAGCUAGCUUUAGUGCAGUAAAACCGGAAUUGGCUAGAAAUAGUAUGUAUGAAACGCAUACCACUGGGCUGGGUGUUUGGCUUGUUACUUCUGUAGUUAAACAAGAGUUGGAGUCUUUUAAAAUUCAACACAACCUAGUAAAAGGUACACGAUUCGUGAAGAUAGCUGCCACUCCAAAAGAAUCACGUAUAUAUAGGAACUUUAUGAAACAUUUCAAGUUACCAUCGGAUCAAUCAAAAACUAACGCUGGGACGGCACAAAGCCAUACCAACUUAUUCUAUGAUACUACAUUUUUGAAAGAAAAUAAUACACCAGAAUUUUUGUUUGGUACUGAAAUUUAUCAUAACGUAAUAAUCUUCGUAGAAGCUCACAACGCGAUGAAAUGGAUUGAUAAAUCUCUUAGAAAGGCUUUUUCCUGGAAUGACCGCCACGUUCGGUUUGAUAAUCGUUUUGAUCCGAAUGACCCAAAGUUUAAAGAAAGCCCGUCGACUAUUGUACUAAUUCAGAACGUGUACAGCGUAUGGAUCGUGUUGGUCGCAAGCGUCCUGAAUUGGGGUAUUAUGUGUGGUAACAAUACGCUCAAUGUAGCAGAGAUGCUGAUAGCUAUUAGUGGUUUUUUGACUGUAGCAGAUCUUUUUAGAAUCAAUAAUGCUAUCGAAUUCGAGAAUGCCCGAAAAUUGUGGGAAGAUUACUACAUUAAGAUCGAAUCUAGUAAUCCAUACGAGGCUAUCGCCAAUGAAAAUUGGUGUGUGGUGUAUCUUAAAGUAUCAUGGAUGCCUACAAUGUUGCCUAGGACUAUUUUGGAACUUUGUAUCGAGUGGGAUGGCCCAGAUCAUCAUAAUGAAUAUGGUACUGGUGUAUGGAUGAAAGAUAAUGUUCACCAAAUAGAAUAA